Molecule: messenger RNA, 2551 nt
Organism: Notolabrus celidotus (New Zealand spotty)
Lineage: Eukaryota; Metazoa; Chordata; Actinopteri; Labriformes; Labridae
Gene: cpe
Product: carboxypeptidase E
Exons: 9
Coding region: 197-1561 (454 amino acids)
Biological process (GO): proteolysis
Molecular function (GO): zinc ion binding; metallocarboxypeptidase activity
Source: RefSeq, a predicted model, not a curated record
CUAACGCCUACCUUUACACUGGAGGGACUCCGCUCAGGUAGAGCAGCGCAUCACACUUGCAGAGAGGGAGAGGGAGCGCAGCACGGACAUAUAUUUAUAGCCUGAAGCGAGGCUGCAGCACGGAGAUAAGGCUUGGGACCAAGCCGCAGGCAGGAACACAGACACACACGGCUUAGGGAAAAGACGACACGACAACAUGAAAUCGUUUCUCUCGGUAGUUUUAUUCGGGGCUGCGGCAGUCGCCCUGGUCAGCUCCGCCGGUACUGAGGGGGAGAUCUCCUUCGAGUACCACCGCUAUGAUGAGCUGCGGAAGGCACUGGUGUCCGUGUGGCUGCAAUGCCCGUCCAUCACCCGCAUCUACACCAUCGGGGAGAGCUUCGAGGGCCGCGAGCUGUUGGUGCUGGAGAUGUCCGACAACCCUGGGACGCACGAGCCUGGUGAGCCUGAGUUUAAAUACAUCGCCAACAUGCACGGUAACGAGGCAGUGGGCAGAGAGCUCAUCAUCUACCUGGCUCAGUACCUGUGCAACCAGUACCAGCAGGGCAACGAGACCAUCAUCGACCUCAUCGACAACACCCGCAUCCACCUCAUGCCAUCCAUGAACCCAGAUGGCUUCGAAAAGGCUGCUUCACAGCCUGGAGAGAUCAAGGAUUGGUUUGUGGGUCGCAGUAACGCCCAGGGAGUGGAUCUGAACCGUAACUUCCCCGAUCUGGACCGCAUCAUCUAUGUCAACGAGCGACAGGGCGGAGCUAACAACCACCUGCUGCAGAACAUGAAGAAGGCCGUGGAUGAAAACACCAAGCUGGCUCCAGAGACAAAGUCUGUAAUCCACUGGAUCAUGGACAUCCCCUUCGUCCUCUCAGCCAACCUGCACGGAGGAGAUGUGGUGGCCAACUACCCAUAUGAUGAAACCCGCACUGGCUCCACCCAUGAGUACAGUGCCAGUCCAGAUGAUGUGAUGUUUAAGUCCCUGGCAAAGGCCUACUCCAUCUACAACCCAGUCAUGUCCGACCCUCGAAGACCCCCCUGCCGUAAGAACGACGACGACUCCAGCUUUAAAGACGGCAUCACUAACGGAGGGGCCUGGUACAGCGUGCCAGGAGGGAUGCAGGAUUUCAACUACCUCAGCAGCAACUGUUUCGAGAUCACUCUGGAGCUCAGUUGUGACAAGUUCCCCAGCGAGGACACGCUGAAGAACUACUGGGAGCAGAAUCGCAACUCACUGGUCAACUACAUCGAGCAGGUCCACCGUGGCGUCAAAGGCUUUGUACGUGACCUGCAGGGCAACCCCAUCUCCAACGCCACCAUCGCUGUGGAAGGGAUUGACCAUGACCUCACCACAGCCAAAGAUGGAGACUACUGGCGCCUUCUGGCCCCUGGAAACUACAAAGUGGCAGCCUCUGCCCCUGGAUACCUGACCGUCAUCAAGAAAGUGGCUGUUCCAUUCACUCCUGCAACCAGAGUGGACUUUGAGCUGGAGUCACUGGUGGAGAGGAAGGAGGAGGAGCGGGAGGAGCUGAUGGACUGGUGGAAGAUGAUGUCUGAGACACUGAACUUCUAAAUAAGCGUUUGUCUGGCAAAUGAUUGAGUCUGUCUGCUCAUCUAUGUAAUAUAUUCGACUUUCAGUGUGCCCGUCUGCUGUAAAAGAAAAAAUCUGUCUCUUAUUUGUUUUGUUCUCUUUCACUUUAUUAUUUGAAUUGAAUAUAUUGUUUAUUAAUGUAAUGGUUUGCCUCAUACUCCUGUAGAUCGUUCCACAGACAUGCUGACGGACACAGGAGGAAUUUGCUGGUAGUUCUGUGGUAUUGUGUUCUUUAUUGUACACGUGAUUGGUAACCAUGGCACCCACCUAUAUAACCAAGGAGUGACUGAGUAACAUGUAUGUAAAAGAGCUUUUUACAUAAUUUCCACAUGGCACUGUCCAUAAAGAAUAUUGUCUUUUUCCCUGUUUUAAGGUCUCUGUUUCUCCAAGCUUAGUGCAAAUAAAAACAAAGUGCACACAAAUAACACCCACCGUUAUAAAGCUCAAUAAGUUGCACAAACACACACACACGCUUUAUGGUUUUGAGAUAAUCAGGGAGAUAAAAAAUACUGUAAACUCACUGUAAACAACUAUAAAGACAAGCUCAUUUUUCAUAUGUUAUUAAUGUUGAGGUUUUUUUUAACUGACUGCAGCACAGCUUUGAGUUUAGCACAAGAUGAAUGGUAAUAAUAUAUACUGUAUUUAUGAAAUAAGCAUAGCAAGAAAUAUGUGGUUUUUGUACCUAAAAAAUGAAAGACAACAAGGCUAUGACACCCAUUAAUCUGUCCACCUGAGUCUACCUAAAGCCAUUCCUUUGUAUGUGCACUACACAGAAAAUACUAGGGUAUGGAAGGAACCGUGGUACAUGUUGUCUUUCACGGAUCAAUUACACUAAUCUUUAGAUGCGGACUGUGUGGAUGAAGUUCAUCUGGUCUGAGAUGGCAAAAUAAUUUAUUGAAUGUAUAACUAUAGAAACCGUUAAAAUGUAAAGAAUACAAUGAUCAAUAAAACUUCCCUCUUUAUGUUGUCAAA